Messenger RNA from Dendroctonus ponderosae (mountain pine beetle), 2512 nucleotides. RefSeq names its product 3-phosphoinositide-dependent protein kinase 1 (gene Pdk1). NCBI's taxonomy places the organism in Eukaryota, Metazoa, Arthropoda, Insecta, Coleoptera, Curculionidae. The transcript has 10 exons. Gene Ontology annotation, biological process: peptidyl-serine phosphorylation; intracellular signal transduction. Gene Ontology annotation, molecular function: ATP binding; protein serine/threonine kinase activity. Bases 690 to 2192 code for a protein of 500 amino acids. The record is from RefSeq and is a predicted model, not a curated record.
GUUGCCCAAAUAAUUCUAACCGUCACUGGACGUCACCUAAACGUCAAAAUACUAUACACUUAAAAGGAAUCCCUAGCAAAAACCCAGUGAAAUCCUGUUUUUCUCCAAACCAAAGGGCAAAAACUACUCGCGCUAAAUUCGCCCCCGUACAAUCAUCCCCUAGUCGCUGAAUGCCGCCCAUUUGGCGCUGCCCAGGACAGCAAAUCGGGGUUUAAAGGCCAAAUUUCCACUAAUCACCCUCAAGUAUCGUGACGUAAACUGGCUUUGUAUCAGUUGCAAUUAACUGUUUUUAACCGACCGAUUACGAGUUUCAUGGAUUUCCACUGUAGUGACGCAGAUUUCGUGACGUUCUUGCACUCAAAUCACUAAGGUAAGUCUCCAGCCAGCCGCAGAUUGCACAUUUGUCGAGCAUUUACAUCGCCCAGUUCGCUCAGUUUGUUCUGUCUGGGGAUUUCCGCCGUUGGCUAUUGGCUUUCGAAUCUGAUCGCCCAGUAGUGUAAAGAGAAAGUGCCCGAGUAGGUUCUUUGUUUCAUUCAACUAGGCUUUGUUGUGUAUAAGUUGCGAGGCUCAAUUGGCUGGGAUCUGAAAGGCCACAGACGAGCUGAAAAGUCACUAAUAACUGCUGCAAAACAGUUCAAUUACAGACAUUCCGGCCUGCACCAGUUCGAGAUACAGUGCUCCGCUUUACAAUGACGCCGCCCAAUAACUCGUCGCAAGUUCAGCCAGAAGUGCGCAAGAAAACCCCGUCGGACUUCAUUUUCGGCAAAGUCAUCGGCGAGGGCAGUUUCAGCACGGUUUACCUGGCCAAAGAUGUGCAGACGGGCAAAGAAGUGGCCAUUAAGGUGCUGGAAAAGGCCCACAUCAUCAAGGAGAAGAAGACCGAGUACGUAAUGCGGGAAAAGGAGUCCUUGCGAAUCCUCGGCAGCUCCUGUCCCUACAUUGUUCACCUCUACAGCACCUUCCAAGACAGCCAAAGGCUCUACUUUGUUCUCACCUACGCCAGCAAUGGCGAACUGCUCAAGCACAUCAAGCUACAUAAACAGUUCAACUUCGACUGUGUAAGGUAUUACACUGCUGAGCUGAUUCUUGCCCUGGAAUACCUGCACUUGAAGAGCAUCGUGCAUCGGGACUUAAAGCCGGAGAACAUCCUGUUCGAUCACAACUUUCACGUGGUAAUCACGGACUUUGGGAGUGCGAAAAUCCUGCGGAAAGACCAGCAAGGCGAGCCAAAUGGCGAUUCGGAUGUUAAUAUGCAGAAAGGGCGACAAAGAAGACGGAACAGCUUUGUGGGCACCGCGCAAUUCGUCAGCCCUGAAAUGCUGCAAGAGUACAAAUCGUCGCAUGCCUCCGAUCUGUGGGCCCUGGGAUGCAUAGUCUACCAGAUGGCUUGCGGCAAUAUGCUGUUUGUGGCCGGCAGCGACUAUCUGAUCUUCCAAAAGAUCCUCAAGCUGGACUACAGCUUUCCCGACAGCUUUGACGAGAGAGUAAAAGACUUCGUAGAAAAACUGGUAGUUAUUGAGCCAAAUCGGCGACUAGGGGCUUCGGACGCCGUUCCAUAUUCAAGCCAUCGCGAGCACGAGAUGUUUGAGGGCAUUAACUGGAACGACUUGGGCCCACCUCCUCAGCUAUCCAACGCCCCUUUGAUUCUAAAUGAGAGCGAUGGCACGGUGUUUGUCGACCUCGGACCCGGCCUGGACAACCAGAAGCUAUCCAGGCUGGCGUUCAACGAGAUGUUGCCUGAUGCGGCGCCAGUUCCGACCCGCAAAAAGUCCGAAUCCGGGCGCAACUUGACUGAGCUCUCACAGGAGGAAAUUCAAAAAAGACUGCUUGCUCAGGAGAGCAACCCGUUCCAUGUAUUUGUGGAGGGCAAUUUAAUACUCAAACAGGGUUUAGUAGAUAAGCGCAAGGGGCUGUUUCCGCGCAGACGAAUGUUCCUGCUCACUUUAGGGCCCCAUUUGUACUACGUGGACCCCGGGACCAUGACAUUUAAGGGCGAAAUUCCCUGGAGCAAAGACUUGCGCAUCGAGGCUAAGAACUUCAAGACUUUCUUCAUCCACACGCCUAAUCGCAAGUAUUACCUGGAAGAUCCCGAUGGUUACGCGCUGGAAUGGUGCAAAGCCGUCGAUCAAGUGAAGCAGCGUUAUUUUCCAGACGAGUCGGCCCUGGAUGCCGUUUCCAACGGACAUCAGUAGCCGCCGUUCUAGUUAAAUCCGAUCAGUGCACCCGAAGCAGCAGCCUGUAUUCGAAAUGGUGCGUCCUGGCUGCACUGGUUUUAGUCAAGUAUUGUUUCCUAUGCAGUUGUAUGUGCUUGUUUAUUGAGAAGUGGAUGCACAUGGCAUUUGGCAUACUAUUCCUCGGCAUCUGUUAACUAAUUUAUUUUAUUUAUCUAGUGGAAUACGUUUGUUGUCUCGUGAUAACUUAUUAAGUAGGAUAAUAUUUAUUUAUGGUAAAUCUAUUGUAGCCCAAUUUUCUGUUUUUACAAUUAAUUUAUUAAAUGAUGAUUUCUUGCCGU